UUAUUGAAGUGUCCUUGGAUAGCCUUUGAAGUGUAGUUUCUUAUUUGAGUGGUCUCUGUUCGAGAAGGGAGAGUUUAUCCCACAAAAACCGAGCUGGAGUGAACUUCUGUCUGUAAACUCGAGCAGUGAGAGUGCUGAAGCUGUUUGGUUGAUAUCUCGAGUUAUACCAAUCCAAUUAAGGCGAGUAAGAUACCAAAAGAAAUCUCUCAAGACGAGGGAUCCGUGAAGGUCUGGUUUGCAUCAAUCGGAGUAGUGGAAGGCUUCCAAAUCGUCCGAGCAAAAGGAAACCUCGCAGAAACGGAUCUACACCUCUAAAGAGACGAGUUAACCGGAAAACACCCAUUCUAGGGGCUGUUUUCGUAUCAACGUUUGAGGGUUGAGCUAGCACUUUGAGGAGGCUUUUUAACACUCAUAUUUAAGCAAGGAAUCAGUUCUUAAUCCACCUUGGCCAAAGCUUUGACCAUUGGAUCAAGAAGGAAAAUGAUUUGGUUGAGGCUAAAGCUUGCUUCCUGUGCUCGUUGCUCGAGAGAUCAUCUAGGAGGGAAGACUUGGUUCGUGCUUCCUCCAUUCGGUUUUUAAACAUUAAUAAACAUGCUCAUGAAUAUUUUACUAUAGAGCCUGCGUGCUCAUGUUAGCCACGUGUGGCAUUUGUUUUCAAACUAUGUUUUCCGCUACGUAUUCGAUUGCUUGUUAUGUUGUUUAUGGAUGGCUUACGUGUGAAUGAUAUUCGAGACGCCUUGUAUAAUAUGAACGUGUUGGUCUGCGGUUGACUAUUCGUAUUGUACGGCGGGUUGUUGACGUGUCCGGGGAGGUCCGGGGCGUGACAAUUUAAUUGGUAUCAGAGCCUUAGUCCAUAAACUUCAUAAUGAAGUCUCAAAAUUCUCUUUUUGAAAAGAUUUUGAAAACCAUGAGCAUAGAAGUUUUGUACUUGGAGAGCUUUUGGUACUUGGGUUGCAAGGUCUCUAAUUGUUAAGAUGGUACCCUUAGCAAUUGGUAUGGCGGUGACUCGAGCCAAAAUGUGUCUUAAGUACCUAUCCGUCAAUUGACAUUUGAUACGAGUCCAAACGACUCUUUCCAAAUUUCUUUCAGAAAUGGACCGUGGUGGCAGGAUUACUAGGAGAAACCCGACUGGCCGUGUACCAGUGGAGACUGGACAGGGCAAUCGAAGGACCUCUAGGGCAUCUAGAGGAGCUGGCCUUGGAGGCCGAUCACAGACCGUGAGUGACGGCCAUGUCGACACAGAAAGUGAACCCUACUGGUCCUAUGAGGACUCGACUUACCAACCGGAAACCGAGUCGGUUGAGACCCCUUACGAAGGGGAUGACGAUGAUGUAAGUGAUGAAGAAGGGGAGAAUGACUCCCUAGCAAGAAUUGAGGCGCUGCACCAGCAAUAUCAGCGGGAGCGCGAGGAAAGGAGGGAACGCUGAAGGCGCCGAGGAGGGCGAACUUCGGGUGGGGCUUCAAGAGGAAGAAGCCAUGGCGACUCUAGGGCCCACAUUGAACCACAUGGGGGCCGGGGUGAUGGAGGUCCAAUCAUAAGGAUCUCAAAAUUUCUCAAAGAGGCGAGAGACUUGGGGUGCAAACCCUUCAACGGAGCAGGUGACAUCUCGGUCGCCGCGGAAUGGAUCAAGAGGUUGAACGAAGCAGCCCUUGAUAUGCAACUCACCCCCGAAUUUAAACUAAGGGUGGCGGUGAGAUUGCUUGAAGGGAUGGCAUCCACAUGGUGGGACAGAGCCAAGGGAAAGUAUGGCAAUACCGUGACUUGGGAGAAUUUCCGACAGGAGUUCUUUGCCCAAUACUAUUCUGAUUUUGAGGUGAGCACUAAGAGGAGAGAGUAUAUCCUCCUGAUCCAAGGUGGUAAAAUGACGGUGAGGCAACUUGAACACAAAUUCAGGGAGCUCGCGGAGUUCAUACCGGAGUAUGUCUGUGACGAGAACCGGAUGGUAAAUCACUUCUGGGAUGCCUUAGACUUGGAGGUGCGUGAGAGGGCAACACAGUUGCCUAACAUGACCUUUAGCCAGGUGGUCGAGCAGGGAUUGAAGGGAGAGAAGGAAUGGGAAGAAACAAAGUUGAAAAACGCCGAAGAGGCGAAGAAGAGAAAGUGGGAGAACCAUGGACCUCAGGGUCCUAACAAAAAGGGGAACCAUGGAGGAGGGGGAUCUUUUCGGACACCCCCACUGCCAUCUAGGGGAGGUCAAGGCCCGGGCGGACAAUCACAAGCCUCGGGGGUGACUCAUUGCAAGAAUUGCAAGAGGAACCACCUGGGGAAAUGCCAUGACCCUCAUAGAUGCUGCCAAUGCGGGAGCAUCGGGCACAUGAAGAUGAGUUGCCCACAACUGGGCGGAACGAGGGCAUCAGGGCCAAGUAGUGGUACUACCGGGACACGGAAUCAAGCCGAGGCUUCACACGCGUCCAGGGGGCAAGGGGGAGCAAGCGCGAGCAACGCGCCGUCCGUGAAUCAAGGAAGGACUCAAGCUAGAGUCUAUGCGAUGACGGAGGCGGAUGCUCAAGCUAACCCGGAUUCCGUUGCAGGUAUUACCUUUUGUAUACUUCUGUUUUACCCUUGAUUAGUCCAUAAAUUGAGGUUGCUAGUCGUUGGGAUCAUUGCACAAAGUUUUGGGAUCAAACGGAGCGAAAUCGGGCGAAAGACGGCUGAUUUCCGCCAACGCACACCAGGCUGGACCGUACGCACGGCCGUGCGUUGGUCUGUGCGUUGGUCCGUGCGUUGGUGGCAGUAGCAACCGGGAAGAAAUUGCUAUACGCACGGCCGUGCGUUGGUCCAUGUGUUGGUCCGUGCGUUGGUGGUAGUAGCAACCGGAAAGAAAUUGCUACACGCACGGCCGUGCGUGGAUGGACGCACGCCGUGCGUGGAUGGACGCACGCCGUGCGUACCCCCGUGCGUCCUCCCGUGCGUCCGUCGCAGUAGCUCCUUUUUGAGAUUAUAAGACACGCACGCCGUGCGUACCUCCUAGGCACGCCGUGCGUACCUCCUGGGCAGCCCAAAGUCAACUUUUUCGCGCCGUAUUGCAACGUUAAGACCCGUUCUUGAUCCCAAACACGUGUGUGAACAUAAUAAACCUCUCUAAAUGCAUAAGAAUGGUAGGAAAGGUAUCUCACAUGACUUAUAAAUGUAAGAACACUAAAGAUUAAUGGGAAGCAUGCGCGAAUCCUUAUCGAUACCGGAGCGCAACGUUCAUUCGUAAGUGAGGCGUUCGCCAAGGGCUUAGAGAUACAAUCAAUACCAAUGACGCAAACUUUAGUGGUAUCAACACCACUAGGGGAAGACGUUGAAAGAACCAAUUACUAUCCAUCUUGUAUGGUGGAAAUCGGUGGCCAAACCUUGACGUGUGAUUUCGUACCGCUGAGUAUGAUGGAGUUCGAUGCAAUCCUAGGGAUGGAUUGGCUAGAAAAGCAUCAUGCUAGGGUAGAUUGCUACACAAAGGUUUUGGAACUCGAAGGCAAUGAUGGGGAUACCCUAGGCUUCGAGGGGGACCGAGGCAAAUCAAACAGUUGUAUCAUAUCCGCUGUGAGAGCGAGAAGUAUGAUGAGAAAGGGAUGCCACGCUUAUCUAGCAUACGUGGUUGACAAAAACAAGGAGGAAACGAACAUCGACGACGUGAGGGUGGUUUGUAAGUACCCGGAUGUCUUCCCAAAGGACCUGCCGGGGCUUCCACCUGAUAGGGAGAUUGAAUUUGUGAUCGAGGUCGAGCCCGGCACCAAACCAAUCUCCAUACCGCCAUACCGUAUGGCACCCGCUGAACUUAACGAGUUGAAAAUCCAAUUGCAAGAGCUUUUGGAUAAUGGUUUCAUUAGACCAAGCCACUCCCCGUGGGGAGCACCGGUUCUUUUUGUGAAAAAGAAAGAUGGGACACUUCGAAUGUGCAUUGACUAUCGUCAACUGAACAAGGUCACAAUCAAGAAUAGGUAUCCUUUGCCUAGGAUUGAUGACUUGUUUGAUCAACCACGAGGAGCAACUGUGUUUUCGAAGAUUGACUUUAGGUCGGGGUACCAUCAAUUGAAGAUUAAGGAAGAUGACAUACCAAAGAGUGCUUUCCGCACAAGGUAUGGGCAUUUUGAGUUCCUUGUUAUGUCGUUUGGGUUAACAAACGCCCCAGCGGCAUUCAUGGACUUGAUGAACCAAGUAUUCCAUAAAUACUUGGAUCGAUUCGUGAUUGUGUUCAUAGAUGACAUCUUGAUUUACUCAAAGAGUGAAGAAGAGCACGAGGAGCACUUGAUACUUGUUCUAGAGACACUACGGGAGAAGCAACUUUAUGCCAAAUUUUCUAAAUGUGAAUUUUGGCUAAAGGAAAUUGGCUUUCUCGGGCACGUGGUUUCGGGAUCGGGAAUUGCUGUUGAUAACAAGAAGAUAGAGGCCAUUACCGAAUGGGAGAGACCAAAGAAUGUCAAGGAAAUUCCUAGUUUCCUUGGAUUGGCAGGCUACUACAGAAAGUUCGUGGAAAAGUUCUCUGUUUUGGCGUCGCCGUUGACGAAGCUCACUCUAAAGGGAGCUAAGUUUAUAUGGGAUGACAAAUGUGAGAAAGGAUUCAUUGAACUGAAGAAGAGAUUGACCGAGGCACCGGUACUUGCAUUACCCAAACAGGGUAUGGGGUACGAUGUCUAUAGUGACGCGAGCAUCCAAGGGUUUGGGUGUGUGUUGAUGCAGGAGGGGAGAGUAAUUGCCUAUGCUUCACGACAGUUGAAGAAGCAUGAGGUAAAUUACCCUACCCAUGAUCUGGAGCUGGGAGCAGUAGUGUUUGCACUGAAGAUUUGGAGACAUUAUCUCUACGGAGAGACAUGUCACAUAUAUACUGAUCAUAAAAGCUUGAAGUACGUGUUUACUCAGAAAGAGUUAAACAUGAGACAGAGACGGUGGAUGGAGUUGAUAAAGGACUACCAUCUAGUUAUUGAGUACCAUCCAGGUAAGGCAAACGUUGUAGCAGAUGCCCUCAGUCGGAAGAGUUCGUCUAGGGCAUUGUUGACUAGUUUGAGGGCACUGAGGGCCCAAUUGGAUGUAUCUAGCGACGGUGCCUUAUUGGCACGAUUCGAGGUGAGACCGACCUUACUUGAUGAGAUCAAGAAGGGUCAAGAGACUGACGUAGAACUAAUAAAGGUCCGGGAAUGCAUGCAAGCGGGACUGGUGGAGGAUUUCAGGGAAAGAGAUGAUGGUCUCUUGUUAUUUCGUGACCGAGUGUGUGUACCGUCAGAUGACGAGCUCCGAAAGUCCAUCUUAGAGGAGGCUCAUUCAUCGGCUUAUGCCAUGCACUCGGGGGGCACGAAAAUGUACCGUGAUUUGAAAGAAAGUUACUGGUGGUCUGGAAUGAAGAGGGAAAUAGCCGAAUACAUCAGUCGAUGCCUUACUUGUCAACAAGUUAAGGCAGAACAUCAGCAUCCAGCAGGCUUAUUGCAACCACUUUCCAUUCCUGAAUGGAAGUGGGAACGCGUGACUAUGGAUUUUGUGGUAGGUUUACCACGGACAAUCAGGAACUAUGAUGCAGUUUGGGUUGUUGUAGAUAGGCUCACGAAGAGUGCACACUUCUUACCUAUCAACACUACUUACCCACUUGAGAGGUUAGCCAAAUUGUACACAGAUGAGAUCGUGAGGUUACAUGGGGUUCCUGUGACCAUUGUAUCCGAUAGAGACCCACGAUUCACAUCACGUUUUUGGCCGAAAUUUCAGGAGUCUAUGGGAACGAGGUUUAAGUUCAGUACUGCUUUCCACCCACAGACGGAUGGGCAGUCUGAAAGAGUCAUACAGAUCUUAGAAGACAUGCUGAGGGCUUGUGCGUUGGAGUUCCAAGGAAGUUGGGACAACCACUUAGCACUUGUGGAAUUUGCCUAUAACAACAGUUAUCAGGCAAGCAUCGGUAUGCCUCCAUACGAGGCAUUGUACGGGAGGAGGUGCCGUACACCGUUAUGCUGGGACGAGGUUGGCGUGGCCAAACUCGAGGGUACUGAGUUGGUUGAGGUCACCAAGUCAAAGGUGAAGUUGAUUCGAGAGAGACUCAAAGCGGCUCAGGAUAGACAAAAGAGUUAUGCGGAUAAACGUCGGAGAACCUUAGAGUUUAAGGUUGAUGACGAGGUAUUCUUGAAAGUUUCUCCUUGGAAAUGAAUCAUUCGAUUUCAAACCCGAGGAAAGCUUAAUCCACGAUACAUAGGUCCAUUCAGAAUUAUAGAGAGGAUUGGGGCCGUAGCAUAUCGCCUGCAGUUGACUCCUGAAUUAGAGAAGAUACAUAAUGUGUUUCAUGUAUCCAUGCUUAAGAAGUAUGUACAUGAUCCCUCUCACGUGUUGGAAAAGCCACCUGUAGAGGUACGUGAGGAUUUGAACUACGCUGUGCAACCAAUCAAGGUCACCGAUAGAAAGGUGAAGAAACUGAGGAGCAAAGAAGUCCCAAUGGUUAAAGUACUUUGGAAGAGCGAUCGGGUCGAAGAAGAGACAUGGGAAACAGAGGCUUUGAUGAGGAAGCAGUAUGCUUUCCUAUUCGAGUAGAGCUGUGAAUUUCGGGGACGAAAUUCCUGUUAAGGGGAGGGGGGUGAACUUGUGACACCGCACCCGAACGUCCUUGAAAAUUCAAUUUAAAAAUUCAAAGUUAUGUAUUGAAUUUCUGAUUCCCAAACAAUUGUAAAUGAUUGAUGUUUUACGUAAUUAAUGAUCGAUUAUUAUACUGUUCGAACUCGUAUAUUAGUGUCGGGCUUGCGAAUACUCGUUUGGGACUUAUUAAUAAAUAAAAGAGCCUAACACUAUCUAAAUAGUGAUACAUAAAGUUUCAAGACAAGUUGAGGAAGGGCGGGCGGCCCAUACAUCAUUUUGGGCUCAACCCGCUAAAAUAGCAAGUAUUCGAGAAUGGCAUCGUAGGCCCACUCAGGGGUGACCCACACGGCUGGUAGUCCAAUAAUAUGGAUGACAAAUGUCGAAAUAAGUGACAGGAUGAUUUGAGGUGAAUACAAAUGCCUAUGAUCCCAUCUUUGACAUUAUUGAGUUAAAUAAUGGGAGUAGGAUUUUUCCUCCUAUAAUAUCCAUCAAGUAAAUUAUUGAGAUGAGCCUACACAUAUUGGAGAUCAAUAAUGUGAUGUAGGAAGUUGACUUGUUCUAAAUAAGUUAGGAUGAGUACAAAAAGACAUUUUUGACAAAAGAUAAAACAAUAGAACCCAUCUUCCCAUUUUUGGAAGUAUUGAUAGAUAUUUUGGACCCCAAAAUAAUUGGGAUCAAUGGGGAACCACUCCACAUGAUAUUAGUACCUGCAAGACAAAUAAAAAUGGGUGAGAAGACUUACCUUGGCCGCACCACAUGGAGAAGAACUGCACAUGAUACAAUUGGAAUCAAAAUUUGGGGCCACCAUCACUAUUUUUCGCACAAACUGGUGUGCUGUUUUGUCUCCCUUCAUUAUGGGAGUUAUACUCAUCCAAAUAGCUUUAUUGAAGUGUCCUUGGAUAGCCUUUGAAGUGUAGUUUCUUAUUUGAGUGGUCUCUGUUCGAGAAGGGAGAGUUUAUCCCACAAAAACCGAGCUGGAGUGAACUUCUGUCUGUAAACUCGAGCAGUGAGAGUGCUGAAGCUGUUUGGUUGAUAUCUCGAGUUAUACCAAUCCAAUUAAGGCGAGUAAGAUACCAAAAGAAAUCUCUCAAGACGAGGGAUCCGUGAAGGUCUGGUUUGCAUCAAUCGGAGUAGUGGAAGGCUUCCAAAUCGUCCGAGCAAAAGGAAACCUCGCAGAAACGGAUCUACACCUCUAAAGUUGAGGCUAAAGCUUGCUUCCUGUGCUCGUUGCUCGAGAGAUCAUCUAGGAGGGAAGACUUGGUUCGUGCUUCCUCCAUUCGGUUUUUAAACAUUAAUAAACAUGCUCAUGAAUAUUUUACUAUAGAGCCUGCGUGCUCAUGUUAGCCACGUGUGGCAUUUGUUUUCAAACUAUGUUUUCCGCUACGUAUUCGAUUGCUUGUUAUGUUGUUUAUGGAUGGCUUACGUGUGAAUGAUAUUCGAGACGCCUUGUAUAAUAUGAACGUGUUGGUCUGCGGUUGACUA
Molecule: messenger RNA, 8011 nt
Organism: Cuscuta epithymum
Lineage: Eukaryota; Viridiplantae; Streptophyta; Magnoliopsida; Solanales; Convolvulaceae
Source: the annotation of a GenBank genome assembly